This is a messenger RNA of Closterium sp. NIES-65, 2337 nucleotides long. Lineage: Eukaryota; Viridiplantae; Streptophyta; Zygnematophyceae; Desmidiales; Closteriaceae. The record is from the annotation of a GenBank genome assembly.
AUGGAGCGGCGGAGGUGGGGGGAGGGGGGAGUGGGGGAGAAGUGGGAGGGGGGAGAGGGGUUAGGCGGAGAAAGGAAAGGGGGAUCGGAAUCAGGAAAAGAGGGUGUAAGUGGUGGGGUGGGAGAUGGGAGACAGGAGGGGGGGAUCGGUGGACGGGAUGAGGGGGAGGUGGAUGAGGGAGAGGUGGGGAGGGGGGUGAGGGAUGGGAAGGGGAGACUUUUGAAGGAAGGAGCGGGGGAGGGACGGUGGCAUGGAGGAUGGAGGGGGAGGCGGCUGAAGGGAGGAGAAGAGGAGGGCAUGGGAGAGGGGGAGGGGGGCCUGAACGGGGAGGUUAAGAAGGCGGAGGGGGGGAAGGGGGAGGGCGAGGAUGAGGGGAAGGCGGAGGGGAUGGACCAGGGGAAAGGAGAGGGUAACGACGAGGGGAAUGGGGAAGAGAAGAAUGAGGAGAAGGAUGAGGAUGAGAGGAAGGAUGAGGGGAAGGAUGAGGAGAAAGAUGAGGGGAAGGAUGAGGGGAAGGAUGUGGGGAAGGAUGUGGGGAAGGAAGAAGGGGAAAGGAGGGGUGGGGAGGCGAUGCCGGAGGCGUGGCGGCGGUUCUACUCGGGAUUGCCCAAGGUGGUGGAUGCGGAGGGGCAUGAGAACAUGUGGAAAUUCCCCAUCUGGGUCGCCCUGGCCGUCAACAUGUGCGUGCGUGCUGCAGUAGGCAUUCAUGGCGCCACGACCUCUGUGCAUGCUGCAUGGGACAGGCACGUGUGCACUGGCUGCUUGGCUGGUGUGGCUGAUCAGGUGCCGUUCCUGCAGUCACAGCUGGCGUGUUGCUGCGAGUGGGCCUUCUUCCUCGACUCAGACGCCUACAUGCGCAUGGACCACCACCGCCUCUCCAUCCCCACCUGGAUCCAAUCCAUCAAGCAACCUCACCAGUGUAACUGCUGGCAACCGCACCGCAUCCUAGCAGGCCCGCUGGAGGGGCAGCUGUGGGUGAACUACUUCGACUGGCUGCUGAGGGACAAUCUCACCGACUCUCUGGAGGGGCAGGUGUGGCUCCCACAGGACCCCGCGCUGCUGCUACAGCCCGCCACCGCGCUACAGCCGGAAGGGGCUGUGGCUCUGAUACCACGGAACGGCGACUCAAAGGAGGGUUUUUUUGGGGAGGCGGAGGCGCUGUUCCGCAAGGACACGGACUACGUCAACGCUGGCGUCAUGCUGUGGCGGCGCUCGCCCGCCACCUUCAAGGUGGGUACGGGAGGGGAGAGAGUGCCUUGUGGUCGGAAGAGCAGCUUGGCUGUGGGGGAAGCCAAUGGCUGUGGGGGAAGCCAAUGGCUGUGGGGGAAGCCAAUGGCUGUGGGGGAAGCCAAUGGCUGUGGGGGAAGCCAAUGGCUGUGGGGGAAGCCAAUGGCUGUGGGGGAAGCCAAUGGCUGUGGGGGAAGCCAAUGGCUGUGGGGGAAGCCAAUGGCUGUGGGGGAAGCCAAUGGCUGUGGGGGAAGCCAAUGGCUGUGGGGGAAGCCAAUGGCUGUGGGGAAAGCCAAUGGCUGUGGGGAAAGCCAAUGGCUGUGGGGAAAGCCAAUGGCUGUGGGGGAAGCCAAUGGCCCAGACAAGUGGAAAGGGGGUGAGGGAAUGAUUGGCCGUAGAAUCUUCAAGCUCGCAUCAGACAGCUUCAAGCUCGCAUCAGACAGCUUCAAGCUCGCAUCAGACAGCUCCAAGCUCGCAUCAGACAGCUUCAAGCUCGCAUCAGACAGCUUCAAGCUCGCAUCAGACAGCUUCAAGCUCGCAUCAGACAGCUUCAAGCUCGCAUCAGACAGCUCCAAGCUCGCAUCAGACAGCUUCAAGCUCGCAUCAGACAGCUUCAAGCUCGCAUCAGACAGCUUCAAGCUCGCAUCAGACAACUUCAAGCUCGCAUCAGUAGCAGGUCAUUGUUUUCCAGUCCGUUGCAGAAUCAGUGGUAUGGCGAGCAGAGUGGCGACUACCACCUGUACGGCCACGUGUGGGAGCAGAGGCAGUCCAAUUCGAAGCAGGUGGCACAUCAACCCCACUAUGAUGAUCAUUCUACUGCUCUUCUCCCUUUCCCCCUCACUGCUCUUGCAGUUCCUCCAGCAGUGGUACGGCGAGUACAGCGGUGACUACCACCUGUACGGGCACGUGUGGGAGCAGGACCGCCUCAACAAGGUGGUGCGCUGGCCGCAGUGGCGGGGGAGGGUGAUCGUGGUGCCGCACCAGGAGCUCACAGGACCGCAGGGGGCCAUGGUGCGGCACAUGUGGGGGGGCAUUGCAAGCGAGGAGCGGGAUCGGGUGGUGUAUGCGGCCUUGGAGGAGGCACUGGGUAGCCUGCAGCAAGGGCAGUAA